Molecule: messenger RNA, 1233 nt
Organism: Nicotiana tabacum (common tobacco)
Lineage: Eukaryota; Viridiplantae; Streptophyta; Magnoliopsida; Solanales; Solanaceae
Cellular component (GO): chloroplast
Source: RefSeq, a predicted model, not a curated record
GACGACCCCAAGCUCCUCAAACUGUUGCUUAUUAAUAAGCGGAAGAAUAUAGAUCCACACCCAAAAAACACAGAAAAAAAAAUUCCAAAACUGAGAGAAAUGUGCUGCAACUCCUAUGGCUUAAUCCCGAUCUCUUCACCACCACCCCCCUCUAUCUCCCCCUCCUCCCUACACCCCCGUAUAUAUUUCCCAAACUACCCCUCAAAAUCCCAAGUUUUGGGAACCAAAUUUGGUUCCUUGAAAGCAAAAUCGAAGCUCAACGACGUCGUUUCAUAUGCUGAGCUCGAUAAUAGGAGUUUUUAUGAUCUUCUUGGUAUACCAGAAACGGGGACUUUAUUGGAAAUUAAACAAGCGUACAAGCAAUUAGCACGAAAGUACCACCCGGAUGUUUCGCCUCCGGAUCGGGUCGAAGAGUAUACGCAGAGAUUUAUUCGGGUUCAGGAGGCGUAUGAGACUUUAUCGGAUCCUAGAAUGAGAGAUAGGUAUGAUAAAGAUACGGCUAAAGGCCUUCAGUUUGCGUUCUCUGCUCGUAGGCGUUACCAAAGCGAUGAGUCAAUGGAGGAGAAAGGCGAGUGGAAAAAUCGUUGGCAGUCUCAGCUAUCAGAGCUAAAGAGAAGAAGCAUGCACAAGGACUCUGGCGACAGUAUGUCAUGGGGAGCACGAAUGCGCAGAUCUUACAAACUCAAAAUUCUGGUUUUGCCUCUGAUAGCAUUUCUUGGAGAUGAUGAAUUGGGAGUAAGCAUUGAACCAAGGGUCUAUCGAAGACAGUCUCUCUACUCCCUCGGGGUAAGGAUGAGUUCGAUUUGCAUUGUUAUUACUUUCAAUGGGAGGUGGACUCUUGAUUUCAAAUACUUGGAUCAUGAUACAAAACUUGUUCUGCUUAAUAAACAAGUAUCAUUCAAUACUUUCGUGAAGAACAUUAGUGAAGUUACAAAUAUUGAUUCAAGCAGAUAUUCACUAAAGAUAUGGUUUGAUAUCAAACUAAAUACAAGCAAAGGAAUGCUUGUAACUUCAGAUGAAGAACUCAGUACAUGUAUACAUUUGCUUACAACUGAUUCAGCCUAUAAGAAUUGCCAUUUUGUCGUCAAAAAAAUACAACAUUCAGAAUCUACAGCAUUCAAACAAUCUCUUGCAUAUAUAAUAGAUUCAGAACCGUUUGUUGAUUAUCAACAUGAACUAGGACAACCAAUAAUGGAUAACCUUCUAACAUUACAGCUACUUCAGAAUAUAUAA